AAAAUUCUAUUAUUAAAUCCAGACCUCCCCCGAGACAGACAGACAGACAGAAUGCCGCUGUUCGUCUUCUUCUCUCCUUGCCACUCUCUUCCAAUCCCCAUUUCUAUCCUGUAAACAAAACCCUCCCUUUCCUUCCUAAACCUUAAAAAAAAAUAAAAAGACCGAACAUGUACUUGUCAGAGAAGCCUCGCCCUCUCGAUUUCUACAAAGAAGAAGUAGGACCAUCGUCUUCUAGAGACAACAUGAUUAUCGAAGUUGUCUCUUCCAACGGCGAUUUGCCACCUCUUCAUCUUCACCCCAUCACCGCUGCUACCAACCCACACCAGAUGAUUCUCGGCGAAAGCAGCGGCGAUGACAACCACGAAGUCAAAGCACCCAAGAAGCGAGCUGAGACAUGGGUUCAAGACGAAACCCGAAGUCUGAUCGGGUUUCGCAGAGAAAUGGAUGGUCUCUUCAAUACUUCCAAGUCAAAUAAGCACCUCUGGGAGCAAAUUUCUACUAAAAUGAGGGAUAAAGGUUUCGAUCGAUCGCCGACUAUGUGCACCGACAAGUGGAGGAACUUGUUGAAAGAGUUCAAGAAGGCGAAGCAUCAAGAUAGGGGAAGUGGGUCUGCUAAAAUGUCGUAUUACAAGGAGAUUGAUGAGAUUUUGAGGGGAAGGAAUAAGAAUUCUCAGUAUAAGUGCCCUACUCCUAAAGUUGAUUCUUACAUGCAAUUUUCUGAUAAAGGCUUUGAAGAUACAAGUAUAUCAUUUGGACCAGUGGAAGCCAGUGCCAGGCCAACACUCAAUUUGGAAAGACGUCUGGAUCACGAUGGACAUCCCCUUGCCAUCACCGCGGCUGAUGCAGUUGCAGCAAGUGGAGUUCCUCCUUGGAAUUGGAGGGAGACCCCUGGGAAUGGUGCUGAGAGUCAAUCAUUUGGUGGGAGGGUGAUAUCAGUCAAAUCUGGGGACUACACAAGAAGGAUUGGCAUUGAUGGCACCACAGAUGCCAUUAGGGAGGCAAUCAAGUCUGCUUUCAGAUUGAGAACUAAGCGAGCAUUCUGGUUGGAGGAUGAAGACCAGAUAAUUCGUGCUCUUGACAGGGACAUGCCUUUAGGGAAUUACACUCUUCACCUUGAUGAAGGGUGUGUAAAGCAAAAAAUGAUCCAUAUCCGUCCAAUUAUUGUUUCUUUACUAGGACAGUAAUUGUUUGCUUUCACAUUGCGAAGGUUAUUUAGAGCAUUUAUCUUACAGGCAUAGCAGCGAUCAAAAGGAAAAAGCAAUUGUAGCAUUAUUAGGCCAAGUCCCUUCACCGUUUCGACCCAAUUCUUGGACAUUCAGAAUAAAAAUUGCAGAAUUAUUAUUAAACACUAAUGUAUAUCAUCUAUUCAGGGCUAGCUAUCAAAGUUUGUCUGUAUGAUCAGUCAGACCACAUCCCAAUGCACACUGAAGAGAAAAUCUUCUAUACUGAAGACGACUACCGUGAUUUUCUUUCUCGCCGGGGCUGGACUUGUCUAAGGGAGUUUGAUGGCUAUAGAAACAUUGAUAGUAUGGAUGAUCUUCGGCAUGAUGCUAUAUACCGAGGCGUGAGUUGAAGCAUCUCAUACCUGCUGCUACUCCUCUUUAAUUGCUCACAUUGCCACCAUAAAGUCGCUGUUAGGCCAUAGCCGGGGAACUGUAUUACACAAUUGUACAGCAUGCUGUAAUUUUGUUGAAUGGUAGGAGACUAGAUCAAGUUUCUCUUAAUCCAUGGACAUCCAGUGUUUGUAAAUAUGUAUUUUCAUUGACAAAAAGUAUCAUUUAUUUCACUGACAUCAGAUUUUACCACCUUUUUUAA
Messenger RNA from Populus trichocarpa (black cottonwood), 1815 nucleotides. RefSeq names its product trihelix transcription factor GT-1. NCBI's taxonomy places the organism in Eukaryota, Viridiplantae, Streptophyta, Magnoliopsida, Malpighiales, Salicaceae. The record is from RefSeq and is a predicted model, not a curated record. Bases 168 to 1184 code for a protein of 338 amino acids. The transcript has 5 exons.